Zea mays is the source of this 1170-nucleotide messenger RNA. RefSeq names its product ras-related protein Rab7. The record is from RefSeq and is a predicted model, not a curated record. The coding region runs from base 189 to 809 and encodes 206 amino acids. Gene Ontology annotation, cellular component: vacuolar membrane. Lineage: Eukaryota; Viridiplantae; Streptophyta; Magnoliopsida; Poales; Poaceae. The transcript is spliced from 7 exons. Gene Ontology annotation, molecular function: GTPase activity; GTP binding.
AGGGAAGAGCCCCCGAUCAAAUCUCGCCCGCGCUGUCAGUCUCAGCUUCCUUUCCAACGCUCUGCUUCCUUUCUCUCCCGCCGCUUCCCGUGCGCCUCGUGAGUCGUCGUGAUACAAGGUGUAGGUAAGGAUCGAUCGCCGAUUAGCCGCCGCACCUAUCGCCUCUCCCGCGCGGCCCGCCCACCCCCAUGGAGUCGUGGCGGAGGCGGACGCUGCUCAAGGUCAUCGUCCUCGGCGACAGCGGGGUCGGCAAGACGUCGCUGAUGAAUCAAUACGUGAGCAAGAAGUUCAGCCAGCAGUACAAGGCGACGAUCGGUGCCGAUUUCCUCACCAAGGAGGUGCUCAUUGGCGACAGGCUCGUCACCUUGCAGAUAUGGGACACGGCGGGACAGGAGAGGUUCCAGAGUCUUGGCGUGGCGUUCUACAGGGGUGCCGAUUGCUGUGUGCUGGUUUAUGAUGUCAAUGUCAAGAGAAGCUUUAAUACGCUCGAUACCUGGCAUGAUGAGUUCCUCAAUCAAGCUGGCCCAUCGGAUCCUCAGCGCUUUCCGUUCAUUUUGGUCGGGAACAAGAUUGAUUUAGAUGGCGGGAGCAAACGGAUGGUUCCGGAGAAGAAAGCGAGGGAAUGGUGCGCCUCCAAGGGCGAUAUUCCAUACUUCGAGACCUCUGCGAAGGAGGACCACAACGUCGACACUGCUUUCCUAUGCAUCGCCAGGCUCGCCUUGGAGCAUGAGCAUGACCAAGACAUUUACUUCAAGACAGUUGCGGAACAAGUCCCGGACACUGAACAGACAAGCGGAUGUGCUUGCUAGGAGUCAGCCAUUUCCUGGAAGGCUGGAACUACGUGGAUGUUACUGUAUACAAUAAGCUCACAGACCUGAUGACAGCUGUUUAACAAGCUUUUGUGUAAUUGUGUAGCCAUUCUUAAUUUUAAUUAUGGCAUCAGGGGCUGUGCUAUUCGUCUGAUACCUAGAACACAGAUGGGGGGCGUUUGCAAGCUCUGCUUGCGCCUUCUCUCCUAGCAUGGACAAUAAGAACCACACCUGGCCUUGCAGAACAGAACAUAUAUAUACUUCUGGGUAAAGACAUGUGUAGUGAUGGAACUCCAUGUCGGUUGUGAUCUACAAAUCCAUGCUUAAACAUUCAGUUAAGUACUCUAAAGCCUAAACACGG